Molecule: messenger RNA, 1873 nt
Organism: Maniola jurtina (meadow brown)
Lineage: Eukaryota; Metazoa; Arthropoda; Insecta; Lepidoptera; Nymphalidae
Gene: Ugalt
Product: UDP-N-acetylglucosamine transporter
Exons: 6
Coding region: 175-1311 (378 amino acids)
Biological process (GO): pyrimidine nucleotide-sugar transmembrane transport
Cellular component (GO): Golgi membrane
Molecular function (GO): UDP-galactose transmembrane transporter activity
Source: RefSeq, a predicted model, not a curated record
UUGGUCAUUGGUCUGUGUUGCAACUUGCAACGUCAACACAAAAAAUACUUUUGAACAUUUUUAUGUAGUGAAUUAAUGAAUAAAUUCUAAUCAAACAGAAAUGAUUUAAUAUUCGUCUUUAAGUAGCUACAAUUAAUUUCUAGUGGUGUUAGUUAGAUCAAGUUUGUAGUUCCUAUGAAGUCAAUAGAUGACAUCAAUCUACAGGAGCAACCGGCCACAAGUGAAGAAAUUGGCCAAGAAGAAUCUGUUACUGCAGAGACACAAUUACAGACAGAGAUAGCAGAGGACAUGGAUGGUGUAUCAAAGAAGUCUCAAACUUAUUCACCUAAUAAACGGGUCAAGUAUGGCUAUAUAAAAUAUGUAAGUCUUGCAAUAUUGACAAUUCAAAAUGCAGCUUUAGGUUUAAGUAUGCGAUAUGCCCGUACAAGAGAUGUUACAAUGUUUGCAUCAACUGCAGCUGUAUUAAUGGCAGAAGUACUAAAGUUAGCCAUAUGCCUUGUUCUUGUCAUGAAUGAAUCAGGAAGUAUUAAAAAUGGAGUGCGAACAAUGUACACCACAAUCAUAUUAAAUAUUAAGGAUACUCUUCGUGUUUGUGUGCCAUCAUUUUUGUAUGUUAUACAAAACAAUUUACUUUAUGUCUCAGCUUCUAACUUAGAUGCAGCCACAUAUCAGGUGACAUAUCAACUUAAAUUGCUUACUACUGCAUUUUUCGCUGUAUUAGUUUUAAAAAGAAGAUUAAAUAAAUUACAAUGGGGUGCAUUAGGAUUGUUGGUAAUAGGAGUUGCAUUAGUACAAUUGUCGUCUACAGAAAAGACCAAAAGUACAACUUCCGAAAACCUAGCCAAGCAAUCCAAACUGCUUGGUUUUGGAGCAGCUCUAGCGGCCUGUUUUAUAUCUGGAUUUGCAGGCAUUUACUUUGAAAAAGUUCUUAAAGAAUCUGACAUAUCAGUAUGGAUGAGAAAUGUGCAAUUAAGUUUAGCAUCUAUACCAUUUGGAAUUAUAACACAUGUUAUAAAUAAUGGUACCUUAACAGAUGUACUGAAAGGUUUUGAUGGCUUUGUGUGGUACUUGGUUGUUCUACAGGCAGCUGGUGGUCUCAUAGUUGCAGUUGUAGUAAAAUAUGCUGAUAAUAUCUUGAAAGGCUUUGCUACGUCUGUAGCCAUCAUAAUAUUGUGUAUAGCUUCAAUGUACAUAUUUGAUUUUCAAUUGACAAUACAAUUUGCUGCAGGCACUGUAUUUGUAAUAGGUUCAAUCUUCCUAUAUGGCUAUGUGCCCAAGAAACCAGAGACUCGAACAUCAUUAAGUGUAUGACUUUUUUUUACAAUUUUUAAGUUAUUGUAAAUAAAAUUUGCCAGUUAUGUACUUAUCAUUCUUAUAUUAUUUUAACUAAAAGUAUUUUUAAUACUCAAUAGUAAUUAUCUAAUUAUGUAUUAUUUUAUGAUCUUUGUACCUAUAGUGUAAAAUUCAGUUUACUUAUACACUUUUUUAAUAAGUAGAUACAUAUAAUUAUUAUUUUUACAAAUUAAGAUAUUACUUAAAUAUAUUCAAUGUAUUUUUACAAUCUGAGUUUUAUUGUUUCCUAAUUACUAGAUAUAUUUUUGAUUUCCUUUAAUCACAUUUUAAUGAGCUUGACAUUAUAAAUUAGGUAUACAUAUUAUAGACAUUAUAAGCCAGUAUUCAUGCAGAUUUGCUGCUCUUUUUUUAUAACUAAUACCUAUAAAUGCUUGAAAUGGUUUUGGUAAUGUACAUUACGUGUUUUAACCUGAUGGUAAAAUUACCAUGCUUACCUACCAUCAAGUCUGAACUCUGGUUAUUGAUAUAAAUAAUUUUCUUCUAGGUUAUGUGCUAUUGCAGAGAAGGUGCAAAAGUUAUA